Messenger RNA from Coniophora puteana RWD-64-598 SS2, 2661 nucleotides. RefSeq lists its product as uncharacterized. The coding region runs from base 1 to 2661 and encodes 886 amino acids. Lineage: Eukaryota; Fungi; Basidiomycota; Agaricomycetes; Boletales; Coniophoraceae. The record is from RefSeq and is a predicted model, not a curated record. The transcript is spliced from 8 exons.
AUGACAGUACCAACAAGUUUUACAUCGUCGCAGGAGUUUGUACGCACUUUGAAAGGUGCUUCAGACCCACCACAGCCUGGAGGAUUGCACAAGAUCGAAAUAGCGCGUCAAGCUUGGGACAACACCUCUUUUCAUGUACCGAACAAGGGAGAAGUUAUCGCGGAUUGGAUAGUAACCACGUUUUCGAAGGAAAAAAGUGCGAAUGCCCAUGUCCGGCCACUUGCUGACAUCCGGUUCUGGGCAUUGCUCCAGGAUAUCCUGAUACAUACACCUGCUAGUGAAAGACCUUGGUUGUCUCCGCUCAUGAACCGCACUUCUUUGGCACCCAUUCUCCGCACCUUUUUAAGCCUCUUGUGCGAGCUUGGUUUAUCAACCGGGCGGCCUCUCUGUUAUGCUGUUAAAUCAUGCCUCAGAGUCCUUUGGCCAAUUUCGUCUCAGAGGUUCCCAAUUGAAAUGCUUCUUGAAUGCUUUGACACAUCAAUACAGGUCACGUCGGGAUUUCAGGAAGUUGAGGAAUGUCUAUACCUAUGCGAUUUGAUUACCUCGUCAUAUCGUCAUGCUCUAACUAACUCCUCCAAUAAAAAGAAGAUCUAUGCUGCAUUCAUGCAAGCGCACUUUAGAGGAUGGGUGCAACUUGCUGGCACUCUGACUCGCGGCUCCAUCAAUUCUGCUCAUCAAGCCCUGCUUGCGGAUAUUUAUGCAGCAGGGGUAGAAACCAUAUUUAACCUUGAUGUGUUGCGCCACAUGAAGGAGGCGUCUUGGGACGACGCCUUCGUACAGUCUCUCCGGACGGCGCUCGUCUCCUCACCUGACAAGAUUUUGCCGGUGUUGCCAAUGCUCUUUACAUCGUUCACACAGUCUGUUCGGAGGCAUCGCAGUGCCUUGUUCAGUCAAAGCGACCCAAUACAUUCAGCCGCUACCGCCGUCUACUUGGCUUUUGGCUCAAUGAUGGACCCUCUCACAGAGAGCGAGCUUUUGUGGAAAACUCGAGCCGAGCUUCUUGCCAUUGCCGACAAGGAAGGCUUAGUGACUGUCCCGAAUGAAGGUUUACACUUGUACUUGGUCGGCACAAGGGAUACCGCUAUAGCAGCUCUAAGCUGGAAGGGCGAUGCUCAUGCAUUCUCUCCGCAUGCCCUGGUCUUUCUAGCAUGUCUUGCGCAAGUUGACUAUGAUCUGGUCGAUAAUGCCCUGCAGCCCAUUCUUCCUAGGCUUAUACAUAUACCUCCAAAUUCCCCGUUCGUGUUCAAGCUGUGGGAUUUGGUUGUCGAGCAUCACUCCAAAACACGGACCAUAAGUAGCCUUAUUGCUAACAUCCUCACGGCGACUAAGGACCAAUAUUUGUUCCGCUUGACCGACCCAAUGAUGAAUUACCAACUCUGCUCUACGGGAUCAGUGUUCAGUUCUUUCCAUCUAGAAAGGCUGUCGAAAUCUAUCCGUAUCUUCCUCACGCCUAGCCAGUGCUCAUCUUCUACGUCUGCAUUGAUCAAUUCUCUCAAGCAGAACUGGGCGGACUUCAACGAGGCUGACGCAUCGCUAACGGCAUCCUCUACUGGUGAAGGAAAGCGCAAAAAACGUCGCAAGAGUGCAGCAGGAGGCACUGAUCAUAGCGACGAUGUAGAAAACCGUGCUGUGGCUUUGUCCUUGACAUCCAAACUCAUUGCGUCCUAUGUCUCGGCCUUACCGUUGCGUUCGCUAAUAGAAGAGGAUCGUGCCGCCAUCCUGUCCGAACUUGAAGAAGCUUUCAAGUUUGUUUGUGCGGCAUGUGACGUUCUCAUUCAGGCAUUGCAGUCUACGAAGCGAACCGAUACAUGGGCAGCUCAAAUCGUUCUCAGCUCAGGGCUCCGACUUACAUACAGCAUGAAACGGAUGCAUACUCUGGGGCUGCACCGAGAGGUUAACCUCACCACACAGCUCGAGCGGCUUGUCUCCUUGAUCGACGAUACUGAAACUCUUCCUGAGCUUACAAUUGAGAUAUUCCGUAACUUGCUUGCCGAGAGUGCCACUUCACAUGCUCCUGUCGUGCUUGACAAGUGUCUAGCAUAUAUUGACCAAAAUCUUCGGCCGCAAACCGCGAAAUGGUCCGGAGCAGUAUGCCACCUCGUUGCCCAGCCCAUAGGCGGAGAAGCCGCCUCCGUCGCCUUGUUGAAUGUCCUUCUCGACCGAUGGUUAUACCUCCUGGACGAGAUUGCAUCUGAAGAGCAGGCGAUACGCUUGAUACAAGCUCUCUUCCAUCUUCUUCCUCAUGUUGAAGUCGAUAGACAGGGCUUGCGUGACCUCAACUCAGGACGUAUAUUUAGUACACUAAUGCACUCCGCGAAGUUCUGGGAAUUACAAAACCUCCAAUGUAAUUUUGGCUUACCCUUGAAGCAUUUCUUUUUAUUGACAAUUACUCCAGCUGCAACCCUCACCCUCAAGAUUGAGCCCGGACAGGUUUUGGAUGCAUGCUCAGCCUACACGGUCCUCCUCUACUCGCCCCCUGAAUAUAUAACUCGUUCAAUGCGGAGUAUAGUUUGUCUGAGAGUACCCACGAUUGAUGGGGCUCUCGAGCUCAUGAAGAGAAAGGGAGCUGACGUGGAUGAUCAAUUUACUGUACUCAGAGAGUUUUCUGUGCGGAUAUGCAAGCACACAGGCCUCAUCGAUCCAUCGGUAAGUUGUUGUUAG